AUGAGCCGCACGAUUUCGCCUCCGCACGCGGAGCAUCCUUCCAUCGCGGCGGACUAUCCAUACCCUUGGGUCGUCUUCGAGCGUCCGACGUCCGAGAUACACGUGCUCGGAGUGAAUCACACGGAUCCUGGAAGCGCGGUCGCGGCGCAGGAGUUGAUCUUACGCGAGAAGCCUGACGUCGUCGUCGUCGAGCUGGACCUGAAGCGCUUCGAAAUGAUGAUGUUCGUGGAAUCCAUGGAUAGUGAAGACGUACGACGCAUGUGGAGCUACGUGGACAACAAAGCAGGCAGCACCUCAGGCGCGUUUAAGUCGUUCUCGAAGGCGUUACUCACGAGUGAUAGCCCCUUCGAUCUACUGAUGCAUCUGCUCAUGAGUCUGGCGUUCAAUGCGAUCCGGAUCAAACUAGCGAUCGCCGGAGGAGGCGCCGUGGUUGACGGAGAAGAGUUCGUAGCGGCAGUCCGAGCGGCGCUCGAAGUCGGCGCCGACGUCCACCUGGGCGACCGCGACAUAAGUACCACCGUGAGCAGGUUCUUGGCGCGGUUCGAGAGAGGCAGCGUCCUUCACGACAAAGUCGUCGCCGACGCGAGAGCGCUGGCGAAGGAGCAAGGGAAAUCGUUGCCCUCGUCGGGGUUCUGGUUCUGGUUCGAUCCGCGAGAGUGGCUCGCGACAGCCGCGAAAGUCUUUGCCGUAGGUCCAACCGCCGCGUACGAUUCGAUUCGGAAAGCUUUAUACGAUGGGUACGUAGAGUUCGUAUCAGAGGAGUCUGGAUUCACCCGCGAAGAAGCCCAGGGCGUGUGCGACGCCUUUGCGAAAGCGUGGAAAGGGUCGGACAUCACCGUGGAUGAAUACGUUAUUCUUCACCGGUUCAAUCGCGCGGUCGACAAUAAUGUCAUUGCGCUAUGCUGCUCCGAUGAUACGAACGAGGAGAAAGCCUUACCGUACACAGAAUGGGACGACGAUCUGGGCGUCCACACGAUACUUGAAGAGCGCGACCAGAUACUCGCGCACUCGAUUGACCUCGCCGCACAGGACAUUAGGGGUCACAGAAAGGUGGUCGCGAUAGUCGGUGCCGCUCACGUUCCAGGCAUUAAACGCUGGUGGGAUCAUAUGUAUCACGCUCCCGACGAAUCGACUUUUGAAGCUCGUAUGACCGAAUCGUGCAGGAGAGUCGACGACUACGUGCAACCCGUGCCGCUUGACGUCAAGCCGGCAGCCGGGGCGAUCGAGCACGUCGGCCCUGUCGCCGUCGCCGGCGCCUUGCUCUUCGGCGGCGCGCGUUCGCUCGGCGUUCGCCCUCGCACCGUCGCCGCGGGUGUUGGAGCGACCGCCGCUGUCGUCGCGGGCGUCGGCGCGAUGGGCGUGCAUUACCUCGUGAACGGUCUGCAACGAGCCGUUCACGUCACCGAGCGCGCAGCGGAAAAAGCGCGAGAGUCGAACGCGAUUCCCCCAAGGGCGACUCACGCGCAGAGCUUGAUCGAAAUCAUCAAGGCGCAGCAGGAGGCACCAGGUCGUUCGCCUUUUACAAAAGGUGUUCUAUCUAGUGAAGUCCCUGAGGGUCAACGUCCGCUACAAAGUAAGGGGUUUUACGGGGACCCCGAGGGCGCCGCCGCGCCGCCGCCGCCGCUGCCUCGACCGAAGGGACCCGGAGAGAGCUUCAAGAGCCCUGCCGCGCCUUUGGAAGCGCCCAUCGUCUCCAAAUUCAAAUCCAUGCUGCCGAAGUGAUGAUGAAUCCUAGAGUAGUCUAUCUUAUCGUACUGUAACCAUUCACGGAGGUAUAUC
Micromonas pusilla CCMP1545 is the source of this 1779-nucleotide messenger RNA. RefSeq lists its product as uncharacterized. Bases 1 to 1722 code for a protein of 573 amino acids. The record is from RefSeq and is a predicted model, not a curated record. NCBI's taxonomy places the organism in Eukaryota, Viridiplantae, Chlorophyta, Mamiellophyceae, Mamiellales, Mamiellaceae. The transcript is spliced from 3 exons.